Molecule: messenger RNA, 2125 nt
Organism: Puccinia graminis f. sp. tritici CRL 75-36-700-3
Lineage: Eukaryota; Fungi; Basidiomycota; Pucciniomycetes; Pucciniales; Pucciniaceae
Exons: 18
Coding region: 1-1674 (557 amino acids)
Biological process (GO): amino acid transmembrane transport
Cellular component (GO): membrane
Molecular function (GO): amino acid transmembrane transporter activity
Source: RefSeq, a predicted model, not a curated record
AUGGAGUCCGACCACAAAGGGUUUCAACAUCGGGGCACUUCCUACGCAGAAUCCGAAAUGAAAAAGCAUGCCGACCAUGGAUUUUACGAGACGAAAGAAGUUAACGCUGUGUCGUCUACUGCCGGUGAUGUUGCGAUUGGCGAGAACACCGUCCACCGGGCUCUUGAGCAGAGGCACAUUAGCAUGAUUGCAAUUGGAACCGGACUGUUCUUGGGUAUGGGUGAGGCUCUCAACAAAGGAGGACCUCUUGGGCUUGUGCUUGGAUACUUGGUGAUGGGACUCGUUGUUUAUGCCAUGACAGUAGCUUUGGGAGAGAUGGUGACAAUGUUCCCGGUCUCUGGGUCAUUUACUCACUACCCAUGUCGUUUCGUAGACCCAGCGCUUGGCUUCGCCGUUGGAUGGAAUUACUGGUAUUCGAUGACAAUCGCCGUCCCGAGUGAGGUUAUCGCAUCCGCCAUUGUCGUGGAGUAUUGGAAAACUCCCGUGAAUAAAGCAGUUUGGGUGACACUGUUCAUUGUACUCGGAUGUGCGAUCAACUUCCUCGGGGUGAGAUGGUACGGAGAGACAGAAUUCGCGUUCGCCGCGGUAAAGGUCGUCGCGGUGGUCAUCCUGAUUCUAGUCGGAAUAGUUAUUGAUUUAGGCGGGACACCCACUCACGACAGGAUUGGACUUCGGAAUUUUAUUAAUCCCGGACCAUUCAACCAAUUACAUGAGAUACCAGGAGCCGUUGGCAGGUUCUUAGCUUUCUGGACGGUAUUUCUCCAAGCAACUUACUCUUACAUGGGAACAGAAAUGGUCGCAAUCACAGCCGGCGAAGCCGCCAAUCCUCGAAAAACCGUACCCAAGGCCAUUGAACGAGUCUUUUACCGAAUCUUGGUUUUCUAUUUGGGAAGCACCCUUACCGUCGGUCUUUUGGUCCCUUCCUCAUCCCCGGAUCUCUUGGGGGGUACUGGUGAUGCCAGCUCUUCGCCAUUCGUAAUUGCAAUCAAAGCUGCUGGAAUCACCGUACUUCCUGAUUUGAUCAAUGUCGUCAUUCUGGUAUCAGCGAUUUCGGCCGCAAGCUCUAAGCUUUACGGUGGUAGCCGAGUUUUGUUCGGCCUUUCAAAAGAUGGAAUGGCACCUCGAAUAUUCUCUAAGUGCAACGGUUCUGGGCUACCCAUAUGGGCAUUAAUGGCAACUUGUAGUGCUGCUGGUCUCUCUUACAUGUGCCUGAAUAACAAAGCGAGUCUUGCCUUCCAAUGGUUCCAGAAUCUCUCAGCUAUGACUGGUAUCUUGACGUGGUGGGCAGUUUUAGUAUCCUACCUAUUUUUUUACAAUGGCUUGAAAGUCCAGGGUUAUAGUCGAGACGCAUUACACUAUAAAGCUCCAUUUCAACCAUAUGCUUCCUGGAUAGGCGUGAUUAUGCUCACGCUCAUUAUGUUCAUGAGCGGCUUCGAGACUUUUCUGAAAGGUGACUGGUCCACCUCAGAUUUUCUAGCAAGCUACUUGACACUCCCAAUUUUCUUGGGCUUCUACCUAUACUGGAAAAUUACCAAGCGAACCAAAUUCGUAAGUCCCAAACAUAUGGACUUUGUUACUGGGACACGUGAGCUAGACGAAAUGGAUGCACUGGAGAGAGAAAAGGCAGUCGUUCCCACCACGAAAUGGGGCAAAUUCAUUGACUGGUUAAUGUAAAUGUUUUCUUGGCUCCACCCCCCUCUGGAAGUAUUGUUUUCGAGGUAUUGGAAGGUCAUGCCACAAGAGUGAAGCAUCCCUAUUACCUUCCACUUGGAUGCUUUCCGCUGCGUAGUUAUCGCUAGAUGUACAGUCUUUAAUAUCUCCAUUCUAUUUGUAAUAAACUGUAAACCAGCACACGAGUCGACUCAUGAACACCCAGCCUUCAAAGCUGAUUCUAAACAUCGAGCUACGACAUCACACAAGCGCAGAAAUAGAUCCCAAUAGAUAGGACUCAUAGAGAAAUUCAAUUCAAUGAAUAUUAUGAUAUACCCAAGGGAAUUGAGCGGCAAAUCAGACGAUCUCUUGAGGGUAUCAGUAGAUGAUUUGUGAAUCAAGUUCACAGUUUCCUGGCAUGGAACAAUUAAGUUAAUUGUUGCGCAGGCAUGUCUACCGCAAUCAGACUUGGCUA